AUGCUCGAACAGCUGAUCGAUACGCUCAAAUACCACCACCGUCAGGCUUUGAUUUGCAUUGUGACGUUGCCGGGAUGGGCUUAUAUUGCGUUCUAUGCUGGGCUUGUUGUUCUGGCUGCGCGGUUCCUGUCCAAGUUUUCGUUUGUGAACGUCGUAAAGACGAUCGAGCCGAUCAACUCAAUUCAGUUCUCCACAGACGAGGGGCCGAUUUCGUUCAGUGAGCUGGUGAAGCAGAUUCCCGAGUUCCGCACAGGCGCAUGGAGUCUGAUGAACCCAUUCUUGUUCCACGGCCAUUUGCAGACCAUGUAUGCUGGGAUCCGUAGGUUCAGGUUUGUGGACCGGAUCUAUUUCGGAAGGGAGAUCCUAACGUUCGACGACGGAGCACAGGUGUCCCUUGACCGGAUGAUUUCCAAAGAUAAGUUUCUGGACGGGAGUUUGAAAGAACCCCAAACUUCUGUGCUGCCGAAAUCCACUCGGCUUCUGACUACUGCCGAGAGGAAAGAGCUGGACGAGUCGUCCAAGCCGAUUCUGCUUGGGUUGCACGGUCUCUCUGGAUCGUCUGCGGAGUCGUACAUCCGGUGCAUUUUCUCGAGAAUGCCCGAGUUCGAGUGCAUGGUUCUAAACAGCCGUGGCUGCGGAAAAACAGUCCUGAGCACCCCGACUCUGUUCAACGGGUUCUGGACGUACGACGUGCGCGAGACCAUCAAGAUCCUGCGCGCACGGUCACCAAACCGUAAGAUCUACGCCAUGGGAUUCUCGCUCGGUGCAAGCAUCCUUGCCAACUACAUCGGCCAAUCGGGCGAGAACUCCGGGCUCGACCUGGCCAUCUUGCUCGCAAACCCAUGGGACCUGAGCCAGUCCUCAUACACCAUGGACAGCGACUUCAUCUGCACGAACGUGUACUCUCCGAUCAUGACGGUGCCUCUGAAGCAGCUGCUGCUCACUAAUUACGACAAGCUCAAGGAAGACCCAAACUUCCGCAAACUCUUUGCUGAACAGUUCAAAGACGUCUACUACCUCGUGGACUUCGACAACGCGUUUACCUCCAGACUGUUCGGAUUCAACUGCGCCUCAGAGUACUACCGCAGCGGGUCCUCGAUCACCAAGGUGUUCAACAUCCGUACACCAACGCUGGCGAUCAACUCGAUGGACGACCCGAUCGUUGGCGGGUGUCGCCAGACGCUGCCAAUUCGCGAGACGUUGCUACAGCCGUACCUGGUGAGCGUGUGUACCAGUCUGGGAGGCCAUCUUGGCUGGUUCAAGUGGAACAACGAGCGGUGGUACGCGGCCCCGCUGAGCAGGUUCAUCUCGGACUUCCACCGCAGAAGCCUUGGUGCCGCAACGGUCGACCCGGCUGCGUUACCUUGGAAGCGCAAAGUGGUGGACGAUACUCUUGUUCAUUGA
Ogataea philodendri is the source of this 1404-nucleotide messenger RNA. RefSeq lists its product as uncharacterized. The transcript has a single exon. Gene Ontology annotation, molecular function: monoacylglycerol lipase activity; acetylesterase activity. Bases 1 to 1404 code for a protein of 467 amino acids. Gene Ontology annotation, biological process: medium-chain fatty acid biosynthetic process; medium-chain fatty acid catabolic process. The record is from RefSeq and is a predicted model, not a curated record. NCBI's taxonomy places the organism in Eukaryota, Fungi, Ascomycota, Pichiomycetes, Pichiales, Pichiaceae.